CUCUCUACCACAAACAAACCGUCGCCAUUGUCUAAUCGCUAGUGCAGUUCAUUGCCGUGUUGUUGUUUGUCUCCGCUCUCCGACGUCGUCCGUUCACUUUCGUCGUUCACCAGUCGUUGGAUUUUAUUUUUUGACUUCUCCAUACAUCUCGUACUCGUUUUGAACCAUGGCUCGUACUAAGCAGACCGCUCGUAAAUCUACCGGAGGUAAGGCUCCCCGUAAACAGUUGGCCACCAAAGCCGCCCGCAAAAGCGCACCCUCCACUGGAGGAGUGAAGAAACCUCAUCGUUAUCGUCCCGGUACCGUCGCUCUUCGUGAGAUCCGUCGUUACCAGAAGUCUACUGAAUUGCUGAUCCGUAAGUUGCCGUUCCAACGUUUGGUCAGAGAAAUUGCCCAGGAUUUCAAAACAGAUUUGCGUUUCCAAAGUGCGGCUAUUGGAGCUUUACAAGAAGCCAGCGAAGCAUACUUGGUCGGUUUGUUUGAAGACACCAAUUUAUGCGCUAUCCACGCCAAACGUGUCACCAUUAUGCCUAAAGAUAUUCAGUUGGCCAGACGUAUUCGUGGUGAAAGAGCCUAAUUCAUCCAUUACAUUCCUCUCAAGUGUAUUUUUUUUUCGUUUGACAAAUUUCCUGGGUUAUCUUUAUACAUAUAUACAUUUUUUUUUUUUUCGAAAAAAAAAAUUAAACUAGCUAUUACUAUCAA
This is a messenger RNA of Aphis gossypii (cotton aphid), 702 nucleotides long. RefSeq names its product histone H3.3A. NCBI's taxonomy places the organism in Eukaryota, Metazoa, Arthropoda, Insecta, Hemiptera, Aphididae. Gene Ontology annotation, cellular component: nucleosome. Gene Ontology annotation, molecular function: structural constituent of chromatin; protein heterodimerization activity; DNA binding. Bases 167 to 577 code for a protein of 136 amino acids. The transcript is spliced from 3 exons. The record is from RefSeq and is a predicted model, not a curated record.